AUGAUGACUCAUCAAUCAAAGACGGUCAACGACAAUGAAAGUUCAAGUGAUGAUGAAUCAAUUACACAAGGUUCUCAUGUUAAUGAUGACAAAAAUGAUGAUGAUUCUGUCAAUGUAGAAUUCAAUGAUCUGAAUGAAGAAGAGAAAGAGAAUCCUCAUAUGGACAGUGGUAUCAUAGCUGAGUCAAAUGAUGAUGAUGAAUCACCACGUGAUGAUGAAACAACUGAUCCUGAAUCAAUGGAUGAAGAUAAAUGUCAUGCUUUCUAUGAAAUCGAACACCAAAAAGACAAAGCAAUGGAAGAAUUAUCAAAUGUAUUCGAAUUAUUGAACAUAGAUCCGAUCUAUGACAGAUGUCAUACAUUUGAAUCAAAGGAAAUGAUGACUCAUCAAUCAAUGGAAUUCAACGACGAUGAAAGUCCAAGUGGUGAUGAGCUCAUGGCAGAAGAUUCUCCUGCGCAUGAUGGCGAAAAUGAUGAUGAUGAUGAUGAUGAUGUCAAUGUGGAGUUUAAUAAUCUGAACGAAGAAGAGGAACAGAAUCCUCAUAUGGAUAGCGGUAUCAUAGCUGAGUCAAAGGACGAUGAUGAUGAUUCACCAUGUAUGGAUGAUGAGACGACUGAUCUCGAAUCGAUGGAUGAAGAGACAGGCCAUGUUUUCUAUGAACUCGAACACCAGAAAGACAAAGCAAUGGAAGAAUUGUCAAACAUAUUCUAA
This is a messenger RNA of Rotaria sp. Silwood2, 711 nucleotides long. NCBI's taxonomy places the organism in Eukaryota, Metazoa, Rotifera, Eurotatoria, Philodinida, Philodinidae. The record is from the annotation of a GenBank genome assembly.